GGCCCGGCCCGGCCCGGCCCGGCCCGGCCCGGCCUGUAACGCUUUUGAGAGGCUUAUAUCUCAGCAACCGCUGGACCGAUUGGCCUACGGUCUUUUUUGUUGGGUAGCCCCAUCCCUUCUACCCCGUAAUUGACUACUUUUGAUACAUCUCAGUGACCGUCGUGGCACGUGCCACGUGAAAAGUCAGGGGUGUUCAAGCUGUUUUGCAAAAGUAGUGAUUUUGAGAGGCUCAUAUCUCAGCAGCCGCUUGGGCGAUUGACUUGCGGUAAUUUUUUGUAGGGUAGCAGCAUCCCUUCUACCCAAAAUAGGAUACUCUCGAUGUAUGUGGGUCACCCCCAGUGCACGUGCAAAAUACAACAAUAAGAGGCGCCAAAUUUGCUCCCAUUUCAGUAACUCGGUAAUUACUGGGGCGAUUUCGCUGAAACUUGGCAUGCAGGUAGGCACCCACCAGGCAUUGCAUUCCCAUGUGUUGCGGUUAGGGUGCUACUGCACGUGCGCACGUGCAGGGGGCGUUUCCAGAUCUCGAGAACGGCUGGGCCAAUUGCGCUCAAAUUUGGUACACGGUUGGGGACCAGUUAGUAGGGUGCCGUGCAAAAGUUAUUUUGGACCCCGUUUGCACGUGCGCACGUGCAGAAUGCCGCUUCCAGAUCUCAGGAACGGCUGGGCCGAUUGCGUUCAAAUUUGGCACACCGCUAGUAACUAUAAUAUUUGUGAUGAGAUCAUUAUAUAACUUUUCCAACAGCAUCGCUCUCAGAUAUAUUUUUUAUUCCAAAUUUUCCACUUCGAUCAAUAACUUCCCAAUCGUCCACAUUUAGUGGCAUCACAAAGUUUAUCCUUAUUUUUGUACCAGCCUAGCAGCGUACCUACCUUGUACUCAAUAUUAGUUAUAAUAUACCAAUGUGAUUUUACCUACAUGCUGGAUUAACUUUAUCGAAACGUUCAAAUUUUCAUGAAACCUGCAAUGCAAUCAUGUGGCCUGUUGUUGCUUAGACAUGAGCUGUUAAUCGAAUGGGAACGGUUCCCCGAAGCUUACUUCUGAUCAGUCCUGUUUCUCAUCAGUCUCAUGUUUCCCUUGUGAACCGUUUCUUGGUUCUUGAUCAUUCUUACUUACGGGCCGCCACAAAUUCUUGCAUUUGGGUCCGGUAAGAACCGUUUCCAAAUCAGAGCUUGGUACUUGGUUUUUGCUGCUUACGAGCCGCCACAAAUCUUUGCAUUUGGGCCCGGUCAAAUCAGAGCACAUAUGUGCAAUUUUUAUUCCUAUAGGUAACUCAUUGAACCCACGCAGUCGUCCCACGGCCUUCAACCAAUCAGAGACCAUACUCUACCCUACGUCAUUGUAGCGCCGGCCGUUGAUUGGCUGUUGGUGCGCAGUGUCCCCGCGCAGGCGGCCCGCCGCGGCCCACCCCAGUCGGCCCCAGGAGUCGGCCGGUCGCUCCGCUCCCUGCCCGUCAGUUGGCGUUCGGCAGCCCUCCGCAGUGGUCGUGCGCGCUCCGAUCCGCCCGUGCUGUGUGCCGCCGACGAUGAUGAUAAUGGACAAUCAGAACGCGCCCGACCUCAGGCUCUUCUACCUGGGCCACGCGCAGGUCAGGCGCGCUGCCGGUUCCCCGCGACGACGCCUGUUCGGCCCCGUUGACCCGGCCGAGACUAGGCGCGUCCUCGAGGAGGAGAUGAGGCACAUCUACGAGAGCCAGAAGAAGAAGUGGAACUUUGACUUCGAGAAGGAGGAGCCGGUGCCGGGCGGUCGGUACCUGUGGGAGCGCGUGCAGCCGCCGCCGCCGGAGCAGUCCCGCACCGAGGGCGAGGCCGCCUACGGCCCGGAGCCCUCGGAGCGGGUUCAGGAGCCGGCUGCUCCGGCUCCCGCUCCGGCUCCCGCCGCCGCCCCCGCCGCCGCCCCAUCCGACCGGGCGUCGAACCGGCCCGCCAGGAGUCAGGCGGCAAUCACAGACAUGCUUCGUACGCGGAAGCGGCAGCGCGUUUCGGAGCCCGCCUCCAAGGCCUCGGACGAGGGCCCGGCACCGAAGCGGGGCCCCAGCCCGGGACCCGACGCUGCGUCCUCGUGAUAACCCUUCGGACGUAUGUAACGACAGCGAAGCGGCUGGCUCCUCCGGUUUGGCUCCUCCGGGCUGGCUCCUCCGGCUGGCUCCGGACGGGAGCCGAGCGUCUCUCCGGGCUGGUCCCGGGAGUCGCGGUCAUCGGAGGUCAUCUGCGCCAUUGCGGUCAUAGCGAGGUCAUCGAGGUCGACCGUGGAUCAGACAGACCCCCAGUGGCUGCAUAUCACCGUCUGUGAACUAAAGUGACCACCGGCUGGUGCAAUGUGGACCAAUUCUGCAGUGGUUCUAAUGAGACUAAUCAGAUACCUAGACCGAGCUCAAGAUGCUCCUCGCAGACAUCCCGGCAUUAGAAGACCAACUUAUCAAACAUCGUUCAGGAACCCGAUCUCCGAUCGCCAGUAGCCAACUCAAUGAUGGUGUUCAACCACCUCAGAGACGCCCGAAGGCAGUGCGCGGCCUGACCGGGCCUGACCUGGUCACGUGACAGUGACGUGGUGACGGUCAGGUGACCUCCGGUGACCCGGGCCGCGGCAGGGACGGACGGUUGUUAACUAGUGUGAUGAGUGUCUUGUUGCUAUGUCGCUGUUGAUGCCAUUCGGGGCCGCUCGGCUCCGGCUUUCUCUUUGUAAUGGUUCAGUGUUUUUGCUUUUGUAUCAUACCGUAAAAAUUAGCUGAAUCUAGGGUGUAUUCUGUUUACAAUAGAGUUGCAAAGUUUUCCCAAUGGGCUGCUACCGGCACCGCCCCGCCCCACAAACAUUUUCUGGGAUACCGGCAUGGUACCACGCCCCAAGCAAAAAAAACCGCCAAAUUACCGGCAUACUAAAAAACCUGCAUUCUUGAUUUUGGCUUACCCCUACAUGAGAUGCCACAUUUUGGCAAUUUCAGUAACCGCCCCACCCAACAGCCACCCAUUGUCCAACUUAUUACAAUUCAAUAGCCUCUUAGUGUCCAAAGUUUGAAUCAUAUGCUGAUAAUUUUUUGUGCAAAAUCAAAAAUACCGGCAUGCUACCGGCAAGACAUUCCAGAUACCACGAAAAAACCUGCGGUAGUGAAAAAUUACCGGCAUGCCGGUAGUGCGGUAGGGAAAUUUUGCAACUCUAUUACAGAACAAAGCGCGGUAAAUAGCUUUAAACGCCUUUGGUUGUCCCUGACGGGACGUCUAAUUCUUCGGAUUUAACGUUGACUGCCGGUCGUCUUGUUGUGGCCGGCAGUGGAAGCUUGUUUAGUGGUGCGCUGUCUGUCUGUAGAAUUUGAAAAACCAGUGUACACCGCCUCGGGCGGUUUGUGCCCGGCUGACAAGGUAACACCAUGGCGACAAGGCUUGUUGUAUGUGUAUUGCGUAUAGACAUAGUGGGUCACGGAAUGCUUGUUUGUCGAGGCGUGAGUGAAUUUGUGAGUGUGAGUUGUUUUGUUGCGCGUCUCGCGAUUAUAAUAAUCACCGAUGCAGUGCUCCUGGCGCAUCCAAAGAGCGGUCCGCAGCGACGCGCAAUUAUGUGGCGCAGACGCGCUACAAAUGUGACGCAGCUGUGACAGCCGCAGUGCUCUGAGAUCCCGAGCCAGUUUCGAGGCGUGCUUCUUCGCUUUGCUCUCGGAGCAUUCUAGUCCGGUGAUCUCAAAAGAGGUCAAUAUUUAUUAUAUAUCCUAAUCUAUUCUGAUAAAUUCUGUACAUAUCGUAUCAGCCUGGAUUGUUUGAACGAGAUGUUCCGUAUGAUAUGAAUAUAUGCAUAUUCAGUCUUUGAA
Messenger RNA from Amphibalanus amphitrite, 3791 nucleotides. RefSeq names its product cyclin-dependent kinase inhibitor 1C-like. Lineage: Eukaryota; Metazoa; Arthropoda; Thecostraca; Balanomorpha; Balanidae. Gene Ontology annotation, biological process: regulation of cell cycle. The transcript is spliced from 2 exons. Gene Ontology annotation, molecular function: cyclin-dependent protein serine/threonine kinase inhibitor activity. Gene Ontology annotation, cellular component: nucleus. The record is from RefSeq and is a predicted model, not a curated record. The coding region runs from base 1521 to 2060 and encodes 179 amino acids.